CAUGAAGAAAUUCUAUUUGCUAGUCAUUUUUGUUAUCCUCAAUGCAACUGUUUUGGGAGCCACCAGAAGAGACGGUUUUGACCAAGAGAAUGGCCCUCUUCAGUCCUUGAAGGGGUAUGUCAGUAAGGCGUUUUAUAUGGACAAGAUUGGCAACUUUGAGUUUUCUCCGGAUAUUGGGAGGUUAUUCAAAAAAAUCUUUGGAUUUAUAUAUGCUGUCUUAUAUUCAACUGCUUUUGUGUUGAUAUUAAUUAGAUUCAUCCUUUAUUUGCUUGGAUACGAAGAUUUUGACCUGGAAGCUUCUUCAGUGAUUCAAAAGAUGAUGCACACCUCUGAGUAUUUUGCUUAAAAAGCAUACAGAUGAGGUGCCUGAAUUAAUACUGUUGAGUUGUAUUAAAAUUUACCCUU
Molecule: messenger RNA, 405 nt
Organism: Moneuplotes crassus
Lineage: Eukaryota; Ciliophora; Spirotrichea; Euplotida; Euplotidae
Source: the annotation of a GenBank genome assembly